ACUAUCAUGGCGUAUAGCGUGGAGGAAGAGGAGGGACCAAAGUGCUCGUUUUCUAUUUAUUUAGCAGAAGGAGACGCACUUGCUAAACAGGGAGAUUUUGUCAAGGCUAUCAACGCGUACUCCAUUGCUUUGGAUAUCCAACCUGAUGAUAAGAACUGCCUUGUUGCAAGGUCAAAAUGUCACCUGAAAUUAGGUGAUGCUGAUUCCGCUCUUAAAGAUGCUGAAUCAUGCCUCAAAGAUACGAAUGACUUUACCAAAGGGUUAUUCCAGAAAGCUGAAGCUUUAUAUGCGAUGGGAGAUUUUGAGUUUGCUCUGGUUCACUACCAUCGCGGGAAUAAGCUGAGACCAGAGCUGAACGAGUUCAGAUUGGGAAUUCAGAAAGCAAGGGAAGCCAUCGACAAUUCCAUUGGAAAUCCGAACACCGUGAAGUUAACGUCUAAAGGAGACCUGUCAUACUUCUACAAGUAUCUAGAUGAAAAGGCGGGAAAGAAAGGCAAACCUGCCGCUAGAAAGAAGCCCCAACCUCGUGCUCCUUUCUCUUCUAAAGUCAAUAAUGAGAAAGAGAACACCAAGUCACUGGCUGGAGAUAAAACUGUAAAACAGCUUCUCGGAGAACUAUACGAAGACAGAGAAUACUUAGAGAAACUACUGAACGAUUCCCGUGCCACAAAGCAAUCAGACAACACCAUCAAGAGCUUAGUGUCCAAUGGUAUCAACUAUCUCGACUCCAGGCUCGACUUCUGGAGGCAGCAACAACCGCUUUACUCUCGUAAAAAGAAGAGGAUAGACCAGGGAAACAGAAAUCGACUUAUUAAGGGGAUCGGAAGUGAUCCAACAAAUUACGUGUUACGGAACCUCGACGAUAUUGAUGCAGCGUUAGCGGACGGAAAAGCAUCGGAUAGUUUACAACUAGCCAGAGCAUGUCUUAAGAAAGUCAAGCAAAUUGAUAAUCUGCCUAAUAAAAAGGAAUUCGUCGCUAAUCUACAUUCCAGUAUUGGAUGUGCUCUGUUAGAAAUGGGGUCUUUAGAUCCUGCUUUAAAAGAGCAUAAAGAAGAUCUAACCAUCAGCAAUUCUAUAAAAUCAGAAGAGGGAAAAGCAAGAGCACUGGAUAACAUCGGUCGAACUUAUGCGCGUAAAGGAGAUUACUCAGAAGCAGUGAAAUA
Messenger RNA from Bolinopsis microptera, 1163 nucleotides. Its product is annotated as outer dynein arm-docking complex subunit 4-like. Gene Ontology annotation, molecular function: protein binding. Lineage: Eukaryota; Metazoa; Ctenophora; Tentaculata; Lobata; Bolinopsidae. The record is from RefSeq and is a predicted model, not a curated record. Gene Ontology annotation, cellular component: cytoplasm.